Molecule: messenger RNA, 1774 nt
Organism: Prosopis cineraria
Lineage: Eukaryota; Viridiplantae; Streptophyta; Magnoliopsida; Fabales; Fabaceae
Product: probable inactive purple acid phosphatase 29
Exons: 4
Coding region: 228-1397 (389 amino acids)
Cellular component (GO): cytoplasm
Molecular function (GO): hydrolase activity, acting on ester bonds
Source: RefSeq, a predicted model, not a curated record
GGGAUCCCAGCGACCGGUUGACUCAAUGGUCUCCGGCGGGCGGGAAUAUUCUGUGGCACAGACUUGAUAUAGAUAAUCAUUUCGGGGGAAGUGAAAGUGGUGUUGAUCAGUAACGAGAAACCAACGAUCAAAACCUGACCUGCGAUUUGUAGUUGAUUAGCAUCCAUAUUCAAAUUCUGCCCCCAGCUGAACUAGCCAAAAUUUCACCCAAAUUUUCAAAAGCUGUUAUGACUUGGAAUAAUAGAAAUUCCUAUGGGGGAAAGAGGGUGAGGAGUGGAAAGGGUUUCAACUUCAUGGCGGCGAUUAUACUCUCUCUAGUUUGUUUACUUCCGAUUUGCGUCUCCGCAGUGAAUUUGCGGUUCGGAAGUAACGGCGAAUUUAGGAUAUUGCAGGUGGCGGACAUGCACUACGCAAAUGGUAAAAGCACGCAUUGUUUGGAUGUGCUUCGUUCUCAGUAUGCUUCUUGUUCUGACCUGAAUACCACCGCUUUCAUUCGAAGGAUGAUCCUUGCUGAGAAACCCGAUCUAAUUGUAUUUACAGGGGAUAAUAUCUUUGGAAAAGAUGCUGACGAUUCGGCUAAAUCACUGGAUGCUGCAUUUGCUCCUGCAAUUGAAUCUAACAUACCUUGGGUUGCUGUUUUGGGAAACCAUGACCAGGAAGGAUCGCUCUCUAGAGAAGGGGUGAUGAAACAUAUUGUUGGGUUGAAAAACACACUGUCUAAAGUCAAUCCACCAGACGUAGACUUCAUUGAUGGUUUUGGGAAUUAUAACUUGGAGAUCCGUGGGGUUGAGAACUCUGAACUUGGCAACAAGUCAGUUCUUAAUCUUUACUUUCUUGACAGUGGAGAUUACUCCACUGUCCCUUCUUUAAUCUCUGGAUAUGGUUGGAUCAAACCCUCACAACAACUUUGGUUCCAAAGAACGUCCGCAAAGCUUGAGAGAGCAUACAAGGAUGAACCUGUGCCUCAGAAAACAGCUGCUCCUGGUCUUGCAUACUUUCACAUUCCUUUACCAGAAUAUGCUAGUUUCCACUCAUCAAACUUCACAGGUGUGAAACAGGAGAAGAUUGGCUCGGCUUCUGUCAAUUCUGGCUUCUUCACAACCUUGGUUGAAACAGGAGAUGUCAAGGCAGUCUUCACUGGCCAUGAUCAUGUCAAUGACUUCUGUGGUAAACUAAAAGGCAUACAGCUCUGUUAUGGUGGGGGAUUUGGAUAUCAUGCUUAUGGAAAGGCUGGAUGGUCGAGGAGAGCAAGAGUGGUAGUUGUUCGUUUGGAUAAAACAGCGAAUAGCAGUUGGGGAGAUGUCAAGUCCAUCAAAACAUGGAAAUGCCUUGAUGAUCAAUAUCUAACUAAAAUUGAUUCUCAGGUCUUGUGGAGAAAGAACUUUGGUCACAGGUAAUCAUAGGAGAAAACAAAGGGGCGGUUCAUGGUUCUUUAGAAUCGAGACGUUAUUUUGGAAGUUGAGAGAGCAACAGCACAAGUUCUCUCUGAAAAAUAAAUGAAAGGAAUGAAGUUCAUUAAAAUGGUGGGAGUGAUUGUAUUGCAUGCUAUGUAAUUAUAACUUUCCAUAUAUACCUCAAUGUAGAAACAGUGUAUUUUAUUUGAACUUUUGACCAAUAGCCUUGGUGGAAACACCGCCUUUAGAAUUUUGUGCGUGUUGAUGCUUUGAGCAGUGCCUUGAGUGUAAUACAAGAUAUCAUUGAUAUUUGAGAUAAGCAUGCAAUGCCCCUGUAUACUUAUAAUUUGCGAAAUAAAUUUUGAAUUAUUAAAAAUGAA